Aspergillus clavatus NRRL 1 is the source of this 1554-nucleotide messenger RNA. RefSeq names its product cytochrome P450. The transcript is spliced from 8 exons. Gene Ontology annotation, molecular function: monooxygenase activity; heme binding; iron ion binding. The record is from RefSeq and is a predicted model, not a curated record. Lineage: Eukaryota; Fungi; Ascomycota; Eurotiomycetes; Eurotiales; Aspergillaceae. Bases 1 to 1554 code for a protein of 517 amino acids.
AUGGCAAUAGGCACGUUGGUCAUGGACAUCGCCAUGAGAGCAGAGCGGUUGGCAACACCGCGAGCCAUUCUAGGGAUCGCUGCCGGAUUGACCUUCAUCUACCUUCUUAGCAAGGUGAUCUACGCGCUCUGUCUGGAUCCCCUCCGCCAUAUUCCGGGGCCUCGUUUCAAUGCAGUGUCCAUGAUCCCGUACGCGAGACAUUUGCUUGCCGGCACGACGGUUCAAAACUCUGUCUCUCUGCACCGACGGUACGGGGACGUGGUACGCAUCUCGCCCAACGAGGUGUCCCUCAUUUGUGGCGAGACGGCGUUUCCCGAUAUCUAUGGGUUUCGGACGGGAAAGAUGAAAGGGCAUUUGAAUAUGGCCAAGGACCCGGUGUGGUAUGUGACUCCGAGCAAUGGGGCGCCAUCUAUCUUGCAGGCAAAUGAUGAGGACCACUCUCGAGGCCGUCGUGUGCUCGCCCAUGCCUUCAGCGACAAGGCGCUCAUGGGCCAGGAGCCCCUGGUCCAGCGCUACGUCAAUCAACUCAUCGAUCGACUGAAGGAAGUGACAUCCGCCAACGACGAGCCGGUGGACAUGGUGAAAUGGUACAAUUGGACGACGUUUGAUGUGAUUGCGGAUCUUCUCUUCGGGGAGCCCUUUGGCUGCCUCCAAGACCUCUCGACCCACCGAUACGUCGCCCUCCUCUUCGAAUCGCUCAAAUCCCUCCGGAUGAUCUACAUCCUCGCCUACUACCCGUGGCUCCGCUUCCUCGGCAACCUCAUCGUCGACAAAGGCCUCAUCCAGAAACGAAAGGAAUACGCGACCUGGGUCUCCACCCAAGUCACCAAACGAAUCAACACCGCCACCCCGCGGCCCGACUUCAUGAGCCACAUCCUCGCCAACAACGACACCCGGGGCGUGAAGCUCACCCGGGCGGAGAUCGACUCCAACGCGACGCUAAUGACGACUGCGGGCUCCGAGACCACGGCCACCUUACUCAGCGGGGCGACGUAUCUCCUCCUCACGCACCCGCGCGUCCUCCGCACGCUCCAGCACGAGAUCCGCUCGGAAUUCCCCACCUACGAGUCCAUCACGCUGGAGGCCGUGGCCAAGCGGACCCCGUACCUGAACGCCGUCAUCGCCGAAGCCCUCCGCUUCUUCCCGCCCGUGCCGGUGGGAUUCAUCCGCCGGGUCCCCGCGGGCGGGGAGAUGGUGAGCGGGUAUUGGAUGCCGGAGGGGACCGUUGUCUCGGUCAGUCAUUACGCGGCGUAUCACUCGGAGCGGAAUUUCGGGGAUGCGGAGAGCUGGGUUCCGGAGCGGUGGCUCGGAGACGAGAGAUACGUCCAUGACAAGCGCGCCGCGUUCCAGCCGUUCAGCUUCGGGCCCCGCAGCUGUCUCGGCCGGAACCUGGCCUACGCGGAGAUGCGGUUGAUCCUCGCCAAGAUGGUCUGGUCGUUUGAGAUGGAGUUGGCGGAGGGGUCGCGUCAGGAUUGGUUGCAGCGGUGUCGGGUGAUGAGGCUUUGGCAGAAGCCCGAGUUGGAAGUGCGGGUGAGGGCGAGGGUGGUUGCUUGA